This is a messenger RNA of Xiphias gladius (swordfish), 4210 nucleotides long. RefSeq names its product poly(ADP-ribose) polymerase family member 10 (gene parp10). Bases 111 to 3725 code for a protein of 1204 amino acids. The record is from RefSeq and is a predicted model, not a curated record. NCBI's taxonomy places the organism in Eukaryota, Metazoa, Chordata, Actinopteri, Istiophoriformes, Xiphiidae. Gene Ontology annotation, biological process: negative regulation of gene expression. Gene Ontology annotation, molecular function: RNA binding; NAD+ poly-ADP-ribosyltransferase activity; transcription corepressor activity. The transcript has 11 exons. Gene Ontology annotation, cellular component: cytoplasm; nucleus.
GCCACCCGCCGUUCCACUAGCGGCACAAAAAGCGGAAGUCACCGGAGCGUCCGCUUCGACCGGUUUGGACGGAACGGAUUGAGGAGCAGAUGUAUUCCUCGUAGCACAGGAUGCCAGUUAAAAGCCUGGAGGAGAGGAUGGUGGAGGUGCUGCUGUUGCCUGAAGGAGUGGAUGAGGAACUGCUGUUUCUGUACUUUGAGAAUAAGCGGCGCUCUGGGGGAGGCCCACUUGUCUCUGUGGAGAAGAAGGGUGACCGUGCCAUAUUGGUAUUUGAAGACGCAGAAGCUGCAGCCCAGGUGCUGUCUAAAGGGAACCACGUUCUGCAUAAUGUCAAGCUGAGUGUUAGAAAGCCUGCCUCAAAGGACCAAUGCAGACUGCUGCUGCGGGGGCUCAACCCCAACACCAUAACUGAGAUGAUAGAGCUCUAUGUGGAGAACAUGAUGGGGUUGAAUGUGACAGACUACACCCUGUAUCCCUCACCAGGGAGAGAUUUCAUCCUCAUUCACCUCAGCCAGCCCUUCUUGACAGAUUUCCAAGACCUUAGUGCAAAGAUCUCCAAGAGGAGAUUAGAUGGGGCCAUCGUAACACUUGAACAGAUUGAGCAAACUGACUCUGUUUUAGUGGAGAAUCUGCAGCCUGGCACCACUCCAGACCUGCUCGCUCUUUACUUUGAGAGCAAGCAAGGUGGGGAUCAGAAAGUGAAGGUCACCAUGCUAUCAGAGGGUACAGCAAAGGUGUCCUUUGUCAACCAUGAAUCUUUGGGCCCUGUGCUGGAUCACCAACACAAACUGGACGGUGCUAACAUUGUAGUGAAGCCAUACUUUGACUUUCUUCAACUAACAGAAAGCAUAACAUCAAAAAACGUUGGAAGUGGAGGGCUAGAUAUGACUGAGAAAAACUCAGAGGAUCUGAGUGAUAUUCAGAUGCAGACCAGUCCUCCCAUGGUGGUCAAUGCCAGCAGCCAGCCCUCCUCUCAGACGACCUCAGAGCCUCUUUCUGCCCAUGAGUUGGUAGAAGAGGCAGCAGAGAAAGUUAUGGAGGAUCAAACGGAGGAUGCGGAUACACCAUCAAGCCACAUUGCUGUUGCUGACCCAGUAAAAUUAGCUUUGUUUCAACUUAGCCCCCUUCGACAGAACAUUGAAAACGCUGACCCAAAUUUCACCAUCCAAAUUAAAGAUGAUGGUGUGCAGAUCAUAGGAACUGACAGACAAAAGUUGGAGCAGAUAAAACACACCGUCUUGGACUUAGUUGACAAUAUGGCUGAAACUCAUUUCACCCUCGAGCCAGAAAAGGCUCAGUUCCUUGCAAGAAAAGAUGUAAAGGAGCGACUACUUCAAGAUAUGAAUCAAACUGAGUUGCCCACUAUGUACUCUGUAUCAGAUUCUAAAGUUGUGGUAACAGCACUAUCCCAGGACUCGGCUCACCAGGCAUGUAGCUUUUUAAAAUCCCAACUGUGUCACUUCAGCAUACCGUUGGACACACAACAUGAGUGCAUGUUAUAUUGCAGAGAAUGGUCUGAGUUCCUGCAGGCUCUGGGUUUCUCCUCUGUAAAGGUGUCAGAACGAGGAAGGAAUAUUGAUGUGUUGACUCUGAAAGGGAUGGAGAGUGAGAAGCAGACUGCAAUCCUGCAGUUUCUUUCUACACCCAUUGAAAGGGAGACCGUCAUCUCUAUGGAGCCAGGCAUGCUGAAAUACAUCCAGAUCCAUUGUCAUCAGCUGUUGGCUGACAUGGACCAAGUGUCUAUUUUUCCACUGGAGGCCGAGGACGUCUGUGGAUUAAAGAUCCAUGGCCAUGCUGUUGCUUGCCAAAUGGCUGAGGAGGUGUUGCAAGGCGUGGUCUCCUCUAUCUGCACCAGAACCAUCACAGUAAACGCUCCAGGAGUGGCCCGGUUUUUAGGUGAGGCAGAGUGCAAGCACAUCCUGAAUGAGAUGGAGUCAAAGUUUCAGGUCUACAUCAGCCCAAAGCACACGCCCUGGGAACCCCUGCCUCACCAGGACAUUUUUGAAACUGCAUGGAGGAUGAUGUCCCACAAAAACUUUCAGAAAGUGUUUAUGGAUGGUCACGCACAGGAUUUACAAUCAGAUUCAAUAAAAACUGAUCAGAAUGGAGCUUCUGACAGAGGUCUUUUAGAGGAGGCAAAGAAAAUUGUCUCAGCCAUUGAUGAAAGACUCGAGGUGGGUGUGUCCAGUUCAGACCAACUUGAGGACAUGGAUAACAUUGACCUGUACACAGCAGAGGAACCGACCAGCCUGACAGACCAGGACUAUGAUGUGAUAGCUGUCGAUACUUCCCAGUCCUCAGCUGAACGGAACACAAUGAGUGGGUUAGCCCAGGACCUUUCUUGUAAUCUGGAAGAAGCAGCCCAGCUGUCUUUAGCUAUCCAGUACUCAAUGGAGUCAAGCUGUUGGUCCCAGGAGGAUGAGGAGGAACAGUUGAAAAAAGCCUUGGAGCUGUCCAGGAAAAUGAUCCAACACGACACCACUUCUAGUGGUACUGACAAGAGCCCCCAAGUGGAUCAGCUGGAGAAGGGCAUCGAUGUGUCCUUAGAGGAUGCCAUCAAGGCAGCCAACACCAUCCAGAUAGUUGUGUUUGCAGGUUAUAAUUGUGAUCUAAUUCGGGUGGACAUAGCCUUUGGGAAGAAGGUCACCCAGAGACAGGUCCAGGAGAAACUGGAGCACAGGAGCGUUAAGAACAUGUCUGAGUACCACAGUAAGUGUUUGGAAAUGAUCAAGAGGAAGCAUGCAGUCGAGAUUCAAGUUCAAGGUACCAUAAUCACUGUAUCUGGAUUCAGGGACUUUGUGACUGGAGGAAUGUGGGAUGUGAAGCUGCUGCUGGAGAAAAUCACCAAUUCUGCAUCCAAGCAAGAAAUCCUGAGGACUGUCCAGUGGGUGCUGCAUGACCCUGCCUCCUCAGACACGACACCAUACUCACCUGAUGCUACAGUAUUCAUCGAUAACGCUUGGAAGAUGAAGCUGAGAAAGGUUGACAUCUUGCUAGACAAUCAGCCCCACAUUAUUGACUUUGAAAAGAUGCAAGAAUACAACAUAGCUUCAGGGAAAUCUACGAAAAUUUCCAGGAAGCUGCUCGAUUUAGUGGAUUUGGAUGAGGACGUAACAGAAGAGGAAUACUCUCUGCUGUCAAACCUGCCAGAAGCAACCAAAGUUGAUGAGGAAUCUGAUGAAUUUCAGAAUGUGGUGAAGAAUUUCUAUGAGACCAUGCAGGAAUACCACAGCAAGAUCAGAAUCAUACAGGUGCAGAAGCUCAUGAAUCGCCUGCUGUACAAUCAGUACAAGUUAAAGAAGGCAAGCGUACUGCAGCGUGCCACGUACCCAGAAGUUGAACGGACUCUCUACCAUGGCACAAGUGAGAACUGUGUGAAAGAGAUAUGCGUUCAUGGAUUCAACAGAAGCUUCUGUGGAAAGAAUGCCACCGUCUAUGGCCAAGGGGUGUAUUUUGCUGUCAACUCUGCGCUGUCUGUUCAGGAUCAGUAUUCACCCCCAAACCCAGAUGGACACAAGUUUGUUUUUGUGUCAAAGGUUCUAACAGGAGACUACACUAAAGGUUGCCAUUCAAUGAAGACCGCCCCAUUGAAGGAGACUGGUGACAUUCCCCUCAGAUACGACAGUGUGACAGACGACAUUACCAAGCCAGCAAUGUUUGUCAUCUUCAAUGAUACGCAGGCUUUUCCACAAUAUCUCAUUACAUGCCAGAGAAUCCACCGCUGAAGAAACUGAUUAGCUGUUAGAUAAUAACCAUAAAAUUUGGAGAAAGGACUGCUUUUGUUUUAAUGUUUUGCCUUGAUUAAAAAAAGUGCAUUUGAUUUAUAAAGGGCUAAUGUGUUACAGUGUACAGUUGGUAUUUUUUUUUCUUUGAUCAAAAUUUGAUUAAGUGUUUUUCUGUCACUGUAGUUGCUGUACUUUCAGUUUUUAAGUUUGGUCAAGUCUGAUCAAGAAAACCUCAAACAGCAGAACUCAAAAGACAUUUUAAUGAAAUAAUUUUAAAUAUUCCCUUUCAGCACAAUAAGACUCAUCGCGUCAGGUCUUUAAAUAUGUGUGACACAGUUGUUAUUGCAUGAUCUUUUACUUGUAAUAGUCAGUUUUGUACUUGUUGGCAGUGAUCAGACACUUCAAUGUUUACUCACCUGUGGUUGUAAUUGUGAUUUUUAAAAUCACCCAUAAAAUCAUCUGUUUCUUGCUAACAGUGCUGGAAA